AUGAAUUACAGGUCGAAACUCGCAGUAGCUGCCAUCGUCGUUCUAGGUAUGGUUUCGAGCCUUGCUUCCGGCAAAUUCCCAGACAUGACGAUCAUGAAGGGACCAGACUGCACGGGCAGGUCCGAGAGCAAGUUCUACAACCACAACGUGGCGCGCCUCGUAAAUACGUUGGUGGACCGGACGAGGCAUGGAUACAGAGACGAGAACAACGACUUCUCGUUCAGGCACAGCAUGCCGAAUCGCAACCCUGGAUCCCUGACAGGCGGCGCCGUUUGCUACGAAGACCUGGGGAAGUACGACUGCUGGAACUGUCUCCUGACGGCGAAGAACAAAAUCCGCGCGGGCUGCCACAAGCCCAUUUCGGCGGAACUCGUCCUCCAGGAUUGCUCCAUCUGGUUCAGGAUGAUCCCUUAA
Messenger RNA from Linum tenue, 414 nucleotides. NCBI's taxonomy places the organism in Eukaryota, Viridiplantae, Streptophyta, Magnoliopsida, Malpighiales, Linaceae. The record is from the annotation of a GenBank genome assembly.